GAUCAUCCAACUGCCCAAUUGAUUCAGGAAAGAAUAUGAAGAUUGUAAUAAAGACUCCAUAAAGACUCCUCUCUUUCUUUUUUACUUAAGCUUGGAUUUUAGUGCCUUGCUCCUUCCAAAUAAAGUCUUUUUGCUGUCCCUCUUUAAUGAUAUAUAUUCAUCAUCAUCUUCUUCAUACAUCUCUAGAGAAACCCUCUUAAUUCUUCAGCCAUGGUUGUAACACAGGAGCAUGAGGUACCUAGUGGAUGGCCACUUGGGCUCGAAAACAUGAACAUAAGGCUAAGAGUGUCUGAGAGAUCUCAGGUUGUAACAGCUGCAGCAGGAGAAGCUGCAUACCGUUUAUAUGUAUCUUCCCAAAGUUUCUCAUCUUUUUCAUCCUCCAAUCUUGACACUGAGUCCACAAUGUCUUUCUUCCAAGAUCAAAGUGUAUCUCUAGGCCGACUUAUCGGUAUCAAAACAGCAAACAGAGGAAAAUUGGAAAUUUCAAACAGAGUUAAUUGUGAGAAAAAUGAGAAUGUUUCUGCUAGAAGAUCAAAGUCAGGGGAUUACAAGGGACAGGAAGGGGAAAAUAUGUCACCGAAACUUUGUGUUCCAUUGCUACAUAAUGUGUUAGAGAAGAUGAGUCGUAGUAAGAGUAACUCACACUCACCUAAAAAUUGAGUUUUCCACAAAUGUUUAAGGCAAGUCACUAAAAUGAUUGAGACACUAGUGAUGUUGCUGUGUCAAUUCUGUUUUUCUUAUGUUCUCUUCUUUGUAUUUUGCUAAUAAAAUUGUACUCAGUGAAUAAAAUAACACACAAUAGUUCCCA
Lycium ferocissimum is the source of this 808-nucleotide messenger RNA. RefSeq lists its product as uncharacterized. Bases 211 to 660 code for a protein of 149 amino acids. NCBI's taxonomy places the organism in Eukaryota, Viridiplantae, Streptophyta, Magnoliopsida, Solanales, Solanaceae. The transcript has 3 exons. The record is from RefSeq and is a predicted model, not a curated record.